AUGCCGAUGCACCCAGUCACCUCCACCUUGAUGUACCGGGGGAUCUGCACCAUCCCCGACAUCCUCUCCUACAGCGCACCGGUGAACCUGCCCGAAGACGAAGUUGAAGAGAUCCGCGAGGCCUUCAAAGUGUUUGACCGCGAUGGGAAUGGGUUCAUCUCAAAGCAGGAGCUGGGGAUGGCCAUGCGCUCCCUGGGCUACAUGCCAAACGAGGUGGAGCUGGAGGUCAUCAUCCAGAGACUGGACAUGGACGGCGAUGGCCAGGUGGACUUUGAGGAGUUUGUCACUCUUCUGGGCCCGAAGCUGACGGCGGCUGGGCUGCCAGAUAAGUUCAACGGCACUGACUUCGACUCCGUUUUUUGGAAGUGUGACAUGCAGAAGUUAACGGUCGAAGAGCUGAAGAGGCUUCUGUACGACACCUUCUGCGAUCACCUUUCCAUGAAAGACAUCGAGAACAUCAUCAUGACUGAGGAGAACCACAUAGAGAACCCUGAGGACUGCCAGGUGGAUAUAGACAGUUCCAGCCCGACGCAGCAAGUCAAGCAAACCUGUGUGCGCAAGAGCCUGAUAUGCGCCUUCGCCAUUGCUUUCAUCAUCAGCGUCAUGCUCAUCGCGGCCAAUCAGGUGCUGCGGAGCGGCAUGAAAUAG
Messenger RNA from Chelmon rostratus (copperband butterflyfish), 648 nucleotides. RefSeq names its product calcium-binding protein 7 (gene cabp7a). The coding region runs from base 1 to 648 and encodes 215 amino acids. Gene Ontology annotation, molecular function: calcium ion binding. The transcript has 5 exons. The record is from RefSeq and is a predicted model, not a curated record. Lineage: Eukaryota; Metazoa; Chordata; Actinopteri; Chaetodontiformes; Chaetodontidae.